UUUCUUAUCUUGAUUGCUUCUGCUAAAAUCUCUAGAAAUAUUGAUUGCAAUUUCCAUUAAAUCUUUACUUUGAAAAUUAAUAUUGCAGGAAGUUAUCUUAAAGUUCCUAAGGAGAAUCUUAAAAUCCUGAAUUCUACCUCAACUCUAGAUAAGAGAGCAUCCAGAUGUAAGCUGCCGCUUGUGAAAAUCUUAAGCCUGAAAAAGAGUCUAAAGAGGGUUAGAAGAAUCUCCAGAGUGACGAUCAUGGAAGGAUUUCCUGAAGGGAUUAGGAAAAGGCCAAGGUCAAGCACCUUCUCGAUGAAGAGACGUAAAGUAGCCCAAACACCAAGGAAAUCUGCCUUCUUCUCACCAUCGAUUAAGAAGAGUAUAAUGAGAUUAGCCACUCCUAGAAGGAGCAGUCGUUUACAGAAGCUGUCUAAAGCCAGUGUUUCUCAUACUAACAACACUGUUGAGGAAUCCGAGGAGAAUAAGGCAGAAAUUCAGAGAAUUCCUGAUCUGGAAAUCUUUUCUACAUUUAUGUUCAAGGUCAAUGAAUCUCUAGUUAAAAAUCCCAACCCAUUGGUUGGAAAUAUUAUUCAAUUUGGUACAGUAAAGGCUAUCAAAGAGUUCAUUUGGAACUGUAUUCAUAAGUCAUUAGAGGAAAAGGAGCAAAAGUCUUCAUCUCAAGGAGUUCUAGCCUUCACAUCUAUCACAGAUGAAGUACUCAACCAGCUUCUUACAAGUUUUAAGGAUUUUAAGAAUACUGACCUCAAGGAUUGGUUCUCAGAGUACAAAUAAUGAAGAUUUUAUCCCAAGUCUGAAGAGUAUCUGUUCCAAAGCUAAUGCUUCAUUUCGUGGUGAAUCUCCUGUAGAGGACUUGAUGUUAGAUAAGAUAGACUCAAAGAUCCUCCUUGAUUUCCUGAAUGGUCUCAUGAAGCUGAUAAAAAUUAAAUUUAAGGCAUGCUAUAACAGAAUUACUGAAGCACCUAAUGAAGAGGGGAAACAAAGAAAUAUCUCAAAAUUAAGCUCAGGCGACCUUAAAUCUAAAACUAUGACUCUCCUAAAACCUUGAAAGAAGUGCAAAUCCUCGUGUAGGUCAUCUCUAUCUUCUUCUAAAGUUAUUAAAAUCAAUAAAAGACGCAAAAAAUCAGGAAAACAUUUCGAAUCACAAAAAUUUGAAAAGGGACUUAAGUCCCUUUCCCAGCCAAAUAUUUCCCAGGCUCUCCACUCAACACUUGAAGACUCUCAGAAGACUAAACUGAAAGGAAGUGAUAUUGCCUUGAAGUCCUCACUAAAAGUCAGGACUUCAAAGAAAGUCACUGAAAGUGUAAAUUCUUCCACAGUUCAAAGAUUCGAUUCCAGUCAAGCCUUUAUAAGCCGUGUUGAGGGUAUGAGUAACACUAUAAAUCCCCAAAAGGGUAAGAUAAAGAGAGAAUUUAUCAAUCCUAAGAAAGGACUGGACGUGUUCCAUAGUCUGAAACAAAAAUUGGUCAACCAAGAUUUGUUACUCGAAUCUAUGAGGGAGACAAAGCGAAAGAGUAUGAAAUCGUCUGGUGGUAAGAAAUCUAAGCCCAGGCAUCCGACUACAAUGAACUCUAAAGCCUUCAGCAGAAUGAUAAAGACUUGUGAGAGGUUGAUUAAGAUAUCCGCCAGGAAGACAGGACCUUUUGAUAAACUCAAAUUUCAAAAAGAUUUUAGGAGACUAGACAGCUUCAAAAGCUUCGCAAUGGAGAAGGGAGCAGUGGACCCAGAUGAUAGUAAUUUCAUGGAAACUCAGAAUAAAAAGAUUUGUGAAGCGUACCUCCAAGCAAGAUUUGAUGAUGACAUCAUUUCGUAUUCAAGGAAAUUUACAAACCUGAGUUAUCUUGAAAUAGACGAAAAAGCAUCCAUAAUCCAGCGUUCUUGGAAAUGAUACAAAGCCAAGCAGCUUUUAAAGACUAUGAGGAAGAAUUUUAAAGAAAAUCAAAGAAGGUUGAUCCAAAAAAUGAAAGAUCUUGUCAAAAUAGACCCUGAGAAGAGACUAGAAAUAAAUCUUGACAUUAUGAGUGACCUAAAUCAGUAUAAGAAGCUUGAUGAUAUGAUAACUAAAAACACCCAAUCCUAAGAAAAGUAACGGGUGUCGGAACACGAAUCCAAAUCAUGUUUGCGAACCUAAGAAAACAAAAUGAGAGAGGAAAUUCACUAAAUUUGAGAACCAGUUGUUUAAGGCUGCGUAUGAUAACAACACUAAUUUUCUAAAAAUAAAUAGUUUUCAGUUCCACCAGAAGAAAUACUUGAAUCUUAAAGACAGUAACGGAAACAGCUUGCUCUACAACGCAGUGGGAAGCAUCAAUUUGGAGUUCGUUAAAGCCUUAUUGGGACUUGGAGCAGAUAUCAAUUUGAGAAACUCAGAAGGAAACACAGCUCUACACAAAGCCAUCGAGAUAGAGGACUUUCGGAUGAUCAAUAUGCUGAUCCAGAGAGGUGCCAACCCAUUAAUCAAAAAUAGGUGCCGUAUCACACCUCUCAUGAAAGGAAGUGUAAGAAUUCUCAAAGAGGUUGGCCUUGAAUACUUAAAGAAGCAGGAAGAUGAGAAAGAAAAUCCAGAUUCAAGACUAAAUGAAGAGGAAGGGCCUAUCAGAAUGAAUCAUUUCAAGGAUAAAUUUGACUUAGAACUGAAUGAUGUGAUA
This is a messenger RNA of Moneuplotes crassus, 2648 nucleotides long. The record is from the annotation of a GenBank genome assembly. NCBI's taxonomy places the organism in Eukaryota, Ciliophora, Spirotrichea, Euplotida, Euplotidae.